Molecule: messenger RNA, 2000 nt
Organism: Magnolia sinica
Lineage: Eukaryota; Viridiplantae; Streptophyta; Magnoliopsida; Magnoliales; Magnoliaceae
Product: 2-oxoglutarate and iron-dependent oxygenase domain-containing protein CP2-like
Exons: 9
Coding region: 180-1334 (384 amino acids)
Molecular function (GO): oxidoreductase activity, acting on paired donors, with incorporation or reduction of molecular oxygen; L-ascorbic acid binding; iron ion binding
Source: RefSeq, a predicted model, not a curated record
ACGGAAGCAUUUUCACGUCACACACACACACACACUCUCUCUCUCUCUCUCUCUCUCUCUCUCUCUCUCUUCAGGAGCCCUAAUUCCCACCCAAUCCCUCUCUCUAUAAAACCCCAAUUCUUCCCAAAAUGCGCUGAAAAUCCCGCCAUUCUUUCCAUUAUCUCUUGCUCUCUCGAAGCAUGUCAUUUGAUGGCGCCGGUGAUCGAAGAGAGGAAUCUCAGGCCGGCAACGGCACUGGCAAUGGCUCCGUUGCUGCUCCGAUCCGGUCCACCUACUCCGAUCGACGGCUACGGUUAAAUCCGAACACCGAUCACAAGCCGGAGCGCUAUGAUGACCUCCAAUUGGAGUUUGAUCCAUCAGUCUUCAGCUCGCUGGAGCGGCACCUGCCCCCCAGUAUGCUGGGGGUCCCACGGGACGUGAAGCUGCAGUUCAUGAGGGAGAUUCUCGGACGGUAUCUUCCGGAAGGGGAGCGGACAAGGGUUCAGAGGCAUAGAGAAUACAGACAGAAAAUAAUAUCCAACUAUCAGCCUCUACAUAAAGAACUAUACAAUAUGCACCCUGCAAGCUUCUUCGUCCCAUCAUUUAUUAAAGCAAUCACUGACAAUACAGAGGAGAGUUUCAGGAAUAUAAUGUCUGAACCCUCUCCAGGCGUGUAUGCAUUUGCAAUGCUUCAGCCAAGUUUCUGUGACUUGUUGCUGUCUGAGGUCGAGAAUUUCGAAAAGUGGGUUCAUGAAACCAAAUUCAGAAUCAUGCGACCAAACACUAUGAACAAAUAUGGUGCUGUUCUUGAUGAUUUUGGCCUAGAAGCUAUGCUUGAAAAGCUCAUGGAUGAAUUCAUAUGCCCAAUAUCUAAAGUAUUCUUUCCCGAAGUUGGCGGAUCAUCACUUGAUUCCCAUCAUGGUUUUGUUGUUGAAUAUGGAAGAGAUAGGGAUGUUGAAUUGGGAUUCCAUGUGGACGAUUCAGAAGUUACUUUGAAUGUAUGCUUGGGUAAGCAAUUUUCUGGUGGAGAGCUGUUCUUUCGAGGUAUUCGAUGCGACAAACAUGUGAAUUCACAUACUCAACCUGAGGAAAUCCUAGAUUAUUCUCACGUACCUGGACAAGCUGUGCUUCAUCGUGGUCGUCAUCGGCAUGGAGCUAAAGCAACAACCUCUGGGCAUAGGAUCAAUUUGCUCCUAUGGUGCAGAAGUUCAGUCUUUAGAGAGCUGAAGAAGUAUCAGAAGGAUUUCUCUAGCUGGUGCGGAGAGUGUCAGCGAGAGAAAAAAGAGCGGCAGCGCCAGUCAGUUGCUGCUACCAAACUGGAAAUCCUUAGGAGGGAAGGAGAAUCCAUGAUCUAAUGUUGAUCGCUGUUUUGUAACGUCUGCUGGGUGGUUGUAAAAUAGCAGUGUCAUCCUCACCUAGAGACAUCAAAUGGAAGGAAAUUGUGUUUUAUGCACGCUCUCUCUCUCUCUCUCUCUCUCUCUCUCUCUCUCUAGAAUGGUUAGGGUUCGAAAAGAUGUUAGCAAUAUGCAUGUUAAUUAUUUAGCAGUUAGCAGUCGGCCUAAUAUUAGCAGGAUCCAUCAAAAUAUCCAAUGCCAAUUUGAUGAUGCUUCUUCCACUGUUGUAAAAAAAAAAAAAAAAGAAGCCUCAAUGAUUAAAGUCCUGCCUUUUUUGGUACUGAAAAUUUGUUGAACUUUAGAUACAGCAAUUAGUGCUAAUUUCUUUUUUUUUUUUUUCUGGGUAAUUCGAGCGGCACCCACAAACUCGGUCCAAUCUACUGACCGAUGGUGAGGAGAUGGUGUUUCUCUCCAAAAAAUCUGACCAAAAUACCCCUUGGCAGUCAUUUAUGUCCACAUGUGAUGUUUGUAAUGGUAAGUUGUAUUUAACUAUUUAUGUGGGUAGUCGAUGACUAAUUGGGUAACCAUUCUUUUUCUGUUAUAUGUAUAGAUGAACUCUUGCAUGUAAAGGACGUGAUGAUGAAUGCAAAGACAUGGGUAGAGGGAUUUAUCGGCUUUGGUCCUUUA